This is a messenger RNA of Eucalyptus grandis, 1220 nucleotides long. RefSeq lists its product as uncharacterized. The transcript has 8 exons. The record is from RefSeq and is a predicted model, not a curated record. Gene Ontology annotation, molecular function: maleylacetoacetate isomerase activity; glutathione transferase activity. Lineage: Eukaryota; Viridiplantae; Streptophyta; Magnoliopsida; Myrtales; Myrtaceae. The coding region runs from base 1 to 696 and encodes 231 amino acids. Gene Ontology annotation, biological process: glutathione metabolic process; L-phenylalanine catabolic process.
AUGACAUCAAUUAGAGUUCUACUGAGUAUAGUUGUAGUGGAGGAUCUUCAUCUUGAGCAGUUAGACAUAAAAAUAGCAUUUUUACAUGGUGAAUUAGAUGAAGAACUAUACAUAGCACAACUUAAGGGUUUUGAAGUCAAAGGAAGGCAAAAACCAAAAGAACAAAAGAACAAAAUCGGAACAAAGGCGAAGCUCUUCUCCUUCGUGCGUGCUCAUCGCUCCUCUCGUCGGCUGAAGCUUCGUUCUUCCUUUUCCGGCGUCUCUCCCAUCUCUCCGGCGGCACCCACUCGGCUGACUCUCCGGCGACUCCUCACUCCAGCGACUCCAGGGAUCUCAUAUGAGUAUAAAGCAGUGGAUCUCAGGAAAGAAAAGCAAUAUACUGCUGAAUUUGACAAGUUAAAUCCUAUGCAUUUGGUUCCAGUGUUAGUGGACGGAGAUUUCGUGGUUUCAGAUUCUUAUGCAAUUUUGCUGUAUUUGGAAGAAAAGUAUCCUCAGAAGGCUUUGUUACCUCGUGAUCCUCGAUUGAAAGCUCUCAACCUCCAGGCUGCAAGUAUAAUCAGCUCGAGCAUACAGCCUCUUCAGAUGCUGACUGUGCUGGCCAAGUUCCCUACUUUGAGGAGGAUCCAUGAAUCGUACAAGACUUUGCCUAAAUACGAAGCAUCAUCACCGGAACGUCAACCCGAUGCCAUGAUCUGACAUGGGUAUCUCCUCUCCAAUCUCAAAGUUGGAAGCCGAAAUGUCUCAGGUAUGCACGGUGCAGUGCAGCAACACGACAACGAGGGCGAGGGGAUCUCUUUCGGAGAUAUGAGCGAAGAUGAGUGGGUACUGUUCCUUGAAAUCUUCGAGAAGCUCUUGCCCGAGGUCACGGAGAACGCUAGAUGCAACAGCUCGAAGCAGAGGUUGGGAACUUCUUGCGACUUCUGAGGAAUCACCAAAGCAAUAGACGAUUUAAAGAUCAGCAAAAAGAUAGAAAGAAGCUCGGACACAGAUCGCUUGUAAUUAUUGUGGACUAAUUUUCCUUUUCUGUUUCCCAAAUGACUUGCUAGUAUAGAUUGUAGAUAAUGACCAUUUGGGGCCCGACGUGAGAGGAAAAGCGAUCGGCAAGUCGCCGUCCUUUCCUUUUUCUACUGUCUCACGCGGUUUCGUCCUCAUUUUGUAACUAUCACCAUGCAAUUAUAUCAGUGUGUAUUGUAUUGUGUAUAAGCUCAUUGCCCCGUUUA